AGAGGAGGGGGGGGGGGAGAGGAUAGUAUAGAGGUCGAGGAAGGGAACCCACAAGGCUGUGGUGGUGGUAGAAGGCGAUGGAGAUAUGGCGAUGGACAUGGCGAGGAUAGAUGAAUCAACCGCCGUCGAGGUCAACUCGCUUUCGCUUGUGCAUUGCGUGUUGGAUGGGUUGCCCGAUUCGCCUUGCUUGAAAUCCAGCCCGACGUCAUUCGAGGAGGCUGUGGCGGAAGGGAGGUCGGUGUUCGGGGACGAGGAGGACAUCAUCAACAACAGCAACGACCAGGACAACUCGUCCUCGUGCGGUGCAGUGGUCACCACCCACGAAGAUUUCGCCGAGUGCUUGAAUUUUGUGACGGAGGCGGAGUGUGGAGAUGUGGGUGUGCGGUGUUUCGAGGAUUUUGACAAGCUGCCGGACUGCGGCGACGAGGGGGAGACUAGCAAAGCGGAGGAGGAGGGGUGUGUACGAAUAGGCGGAGGAGGGGAGCAGGGCGAGCUGUUAGAGUCUGUGAGCCUUGACUGUAGUAGGAAUUCGGAGAAUUUAGAGCUUCGGGAUCUCGGGGAAUUGUGGGAAGGGUCGGAACGGCCUGACUCAGUGCCAGGGAACGAGGUGGGUGAGGAGGAGGCGUUGCUGUUGGCGGAGGCGGCCAAGGCGACGGGCGAUGUCGUGUCGGCCUCGGAUAGUGGAGAAUGUAGCAGUGUCGAUAGGAAGGACAAUCAAGCCAGUCCGAAAUCCAGUAAAAAUGCAGCGCCGGGGAAGAAGAAGGCCAAGGUGGACUGGACGCCUGAGCUUCACCGGCGCUUCGUCCAUGCAGUGGAGCAGCUGGGUGUGGAGAAAGCCUAUCCAUCGCGUAUCCUAGAACUGAUGGGCGUGCAAUGCUUGACUCGGCACAACAUCGCCAGUCACUUGCAGAAGUACCGGUCCCACCGUCGCCACCUCGCAGCUCGAGAAGCAGAGGCCGCGUCCUGGACGCAUCGUCGCACAUACACUCAGGCUCCCUGGCCUCGUAGCUCACGGCGCGAUGGCCUCCCUUAUCUUGUACCUAUACACACCCCUCACAUACAACCUCGGCCUUCCAUGGCCAUGGCAAUGCAACCGCAGCUUCAGACGCCGCAUCAUCCGAUAUCCACUCCUCUCAAGGUCUGGGGCUACCCCACAGUAGAUCAUUCAAAUGUACAUAUGUGGCAGCAACCUGCUGUGGCGACCCCAUCUUACUGGCAAGCUGCCGAUGGCUCAUACUGGCAACAUCCCGCGACCGGUUACGACGCUUUCUCAGCUCGUGCCUGCUACUCGCAUCCCAUGCAGCGAGUUCCUGUAACGACCACGCAUGCGGGUUUACCAAUUGUGGCGCCAGGAUUUCCUGACGAGAGCUGCUACUACGGCGACGACAUGCUUGCAGGCUCCAUGUAUCUAUGUAACCAAUCAUAUGAUAGUGAAAUAGGACGAGCUGCGGGUGUUGCUGCGUGCAGCAAGCCGAUAGAGACGCAUUUGUCCAAAGAGGUGUUGGAUGCGGCCAUUGGCGAAGCUCUCGCCAAUCCCUGGACUCCCCCACCUCUGGGUCUGAAGCCACCAUCCAUGGAGGGCGUCAUUGCAGAGCUUCAGCGGCAGGGGAUCAACACUGUGCCUCCUUCAACUUGUUAGCUCUCGACGAUGUUUUUUUCUUCCUCUUCCUCUUCCUCUUCUUCUAGAGAGCAAUUUUUCUUUCUACGACUCAUAUUCCAAUGACCGCUGACCGCUGGUGUCGCUGGUGUCGCUGGUGUUCAUCCCGAGGAACUAAUUUGGUGAAAAUUCGGUUAAGUUGCGAUAGAGGUCUGAUCUCCGGAAGGUUUAUUUUUUGUCUUCUGGAGAGGUUGUAUAAGAGGUUCCCCUGUUUUGCAAUAAGGCUUCCUUGAUGAGAUUUUCCUUUAUUUUUCCCCUGAUUCUUUCUCCUUCCAUUUUAGUUUCACAAGAAGGCAUCUUCUGGCCAUGGCGGUCACGAUGUGUCACUUUGAUGCUGCAUGUGGACCUUUUUUCUUAUAUCUGUAGUAGCACUCCUCCAUUUCAUGAGGAAUAAAAAUCAAACAUCACACAUCA
Molecule: messenger RNA, 2071 nt
Organism: Physcomitrium patens
Lineage: Eukaryota; Viridiplantae; Streptophyta; Bryopsida; Funariales; Funariaceae
Product: transcription activator GLK1
Biological process (GO): positive regulation of DNA-templated transcription
Cellular component (GO): nucleus
Molecular function (GO): transcription cis-regulatory region binding; DNA-binding transcription factor activity
Source: RefSeq, a predicted model, not a curated record